This is a messenger RNA of Benincasa hispida (wax gourd), 1470 nucleotides long. Its product is annotated as Haloacid dehalogenase-like hydrolase (HAD) superfamily protein. NCBI's taxonomy places the organism in Eukaryota, Viridiplantae, Streptophyta, Magnoliopsida, Cucurbitales, Cucurbitaceae. The record is from RefSeq and is a predicted model, not a curated record.
GUUUUCAAAACAGAGCCGUAAGCAAAUCCACAAUAUCCAAUUCUUGGUAAAAAGGGGGCACGGAUUGCCCGGUGGAUUCGUUAAAGACUCUACGAGCUUCUGCUUCACAAAAGAAAAGGGGCAAAAACCCAUAAACGAAAGUAGCUUUUUAGGCGCUUUCAAGCUCUCGAGCUAUCGUCUUCUUCAUCAUAGACUAAUGGACUGCACUUGCAGCAAUUUCAGAAGCUCAACUGCUCCACUAUCAUGGACACCCACUUCCUCUUCUCGGCUCCCACAGUCCCAAUUCAUUUCAAGACUCAAAUUUCGGAAUUUGAAGCGUAUGAACUUGAAUAAACAUUCUAUGGUGGUGAUGAGCGUUUCUGGGUCUAGCGAAAAUGGCUCCCUCGAUAGGUAUCCCCUUACGCCCAACAAGCUUUUCAUGCAGGAGGCAAUUGGAGCUGAAUAUGGAGAAGGAUUUGAGACUUUUAGACCAGAUGGUCCUAUGAAAGUGGACGUGGAUUUUUUGAACGAUAGACUGCAAGAAGGGUUUCUUAAAAGAAUUCGUUAUGCUAUGAAACCAGAUGAAGCAUACGGCUUAGUUUUCUCUUGGGAUAAUGUUGUGGCAGAUACUCAAACUUUAAAGUUAACGGCAUGGAAGCAACUUGCCUCAGAAGAAGGGAAAAGGGUUCCUGAAGAUGGUGAUGUACAGAAGCUAAUGCUUUAUGCAGGUGCAGAUCAAGUAUUGCAGAAGCUUCUACGUUGGGGCAUGGCAGAAAGUGAGCUGGAUAGAUUGAAAUUGAGGUUUUCACAGUUGUAUUACAGAGGUCUUCUUUCUCUUAAAACACCAGUUGAUGGCCUCAAAGAGUGGCUGGAUGCAGUGUCUACAGCUCGCAUUCCCUGUGCCAUUGUUUCAAGCCUUGAUCGGAAACACAUGCUUGAAGCAUUAGACCGAAUGAGUUUGAAGAAAUAUUUUCAGGCAAUUGUAACAGAGGAAGACGGUAUGGAGUCAAUGGCUCAUAGGUUCCUAUCUGCUGCUAUGAAGCUGGAUCGAAAGCCGUCCAAGUGUGUGGUGUUUGAAGACGAUCCUCGGGGCAUAACUGCUGCUCACAAUUGUACAAUGAUGGCUAUAGCAUUGAUCGGUGCCCACCGUGCAUAUGAUCUGGUGCAGGCGGAUCUUGCAGUUGGUAGCUUCAACGAGCUUUCAGUGAUCAACUUACGGAGAUUAUUCGCUAACAAAGGUUCAACAUUUAUGGAUUUGCAGAAGCAGAAUGCCGAGAAAGCUCCGUCAAAGAGAAAGCUUACCAUCGAUACGAUAUUCUGAUUCAUUUUCUUACAUUCCUCAGUUCUUUCCAUGUAUUUAAGUUGGUCAUGAUGUCAAUUCUUUUGUUGACAAAAGUCUAAAAUGGAGGAGCUAAACCUCUCUCACCUAAAAACUUCCAAAUGAAAUUAGAAGAGUUAAUAGAUGAAUAUGGCUUUUCACAUUUGACUACA